UCCGCGCCGGCCGGUCGUCCGCUCCGCCGGUAUGGAGCACGACGAGGAACGUUCCUUGUCGCUGGGGACGGAGGUGUCGGCCUCGGUUCCGCCGCCGAGCCCCCUCACGGGCUGCUACCUACUCGCGAUAGUUGGCGAGCCGCACACGCACGAGCAUAAGGAGAUCAUACUGCAGCGGCUUGUCAAAGGGCUUCUAUCAUGGGAUUCGAACGAGCACCAGGUCGACCUGGAGGCCGAGCUGGCCACCCUCACGGCGCAGGCACCCGAGGGGGAGGAGGCCAGAUAUGGCGAAAGACUAAUCCAAUUCGCGUCCGAGAACCUCGUGACGGAGAUCCUCAUCCACCCUCAGAUGAACACGCUGAUGCAGUGCAUGAGGAACCUACUCAGCAGCUUCACCAGGCAUCGCCACUUAGUCCAUGCUGGCUACACCGCCGCAGGAAAUGGCUCCUGGAUUAUGCAGGACGGGACAUUCUCCCUUGCAGACUUCACAGACGCCUACCAAGAGAACGAAGUUCAACGCGUCAUCCGCGCCUACGAGAAUUCCAUCUCUAUCGACAUACACUGCUCUACCAGCGGCGGCGGGGAGUGGGCCAAACUCCCCGACAUGCCGUUCGUCAAACACUGCAAGAUUAGGGUCAACCCUACGGAUAUACUGGACUCUGGCUCGCAAUCCAUCAAGGACUUUGUUGCAUACUUGGAGCCCUACAUCACCCCGGCGAGCCUGGAGCGCCUGCUGGAGGCUUCCGACGUGGUUGGCAACAUUCGCUUCAGCCACCCGACUCUCUACGUGUUCCCUGGUGGACAGGGAGAUGCUGCUCUCUUCGGGAUCAACGGUUUCAAUAUGCUGGUCGACGGCGGGUUCUCCCGCAAAGCGUGCUGGUGGGACUUCGCCCGGCACCUGGACCGUCUGGACGCGGUUCUGCUCACCAGGCUGAACAACUGCUCCGCUGCUGGCAUGGCGGCUGUGCUGCGCAGGAAGGCACAGGCGUCUGUAUACCCGCAGAUCGGACACUUCUUCUGUAACCUUGAGGAGCGGCGCGCCCUCGCAAGCCCCGACGGGGACAAAGACGCGGACCCCCUCCUCGUGUCCCUCCUCCAAGAGGGCUCCGACAUGAUGGCGGACCUCCGACACCUCAAUCUGAAGCCCCAGCAGUGCUAUCGAAGCCCUGACCCCAUCAACUUGUACCACAAAGUUGGACACGGUACACUCGACAUGUACGUCCUGAAUCCGUCCAAGGACUCAAAGCACGUGCGCGACUUCCUCAAGAAAUGGCACAACAGCGAGCAGAAGCUCUUCGAGGGAGCCAGCGUCUCCAGCGCCUUCAACUUCCCCAUCCCUAACCUCGUCUCCAUCUGUGCGCUCCUCGUGUGGCGCCCCGCCAAUCCCGACGACACCAUCACCAGGAUAAUGUUCCCCGGCUCGACACCACAGCAUAAAAUCUUCGAAGGCCUAGAAAAACUCAAACACCUCGAAUUCCUACAACAUCCCACUUGCACGGGAAGACAAAUGGCACCGCCUGCCCCACAACCUACAACUACGACAAGAGUUAAGACUACCAGGACGACAAUAAGCAAAGAAAAGACAGAUAAAACGAAAGACGAAAAGAUUGUAGAACCUGAACCACCACUAAAAAUUAAAGAAGAGAAAAACAUCAUAGAUAAUAAGUUACUCAGCGAAUUGACUGACGGCGAGGAAAAGAAAAUUGAAUCUGUGCUGCAAGAGGCCAUUACUAGUAGAGUUGAGACCAAAUUAGAUGAUAAAAUUGCUCAGUACGAGAGCACUGUGAUAGAUAGUAAAAAGAAGGAAAUAAAGAAAAAGGACAAAGUAGUGGAAAAGAAGAAACGAAUCGAUAAGACUGAAGAAAAAGAGGUAAAAGAAGUUAAGACGGAAUCGAAACAGGAAGUGAAAAAGACGGAACGAAAGAAAUUAGAUGUACGAAAAAGUGAAACGAUGAGUGCGACGACUAGGACAAAAAUAAGUCACCGAACUGCGGUACAAAAAACUGAAAAGAAAAUCAGUAGUACUUUAAUGGACAAAAAACCGGCUGAUGAUAAAAAAUCACCGCCAGCCACUCCCAAAAAGACAGCAGAGGUAAAAUCGACCAUAUCCAGCAUUCAACCAGCUGUUAAAGAUAGAGUUAAAGCUAAGACAAGGAAACUGAGCCCCGGUAGUACGCCAGCUAAAAGUACUAAAGAAGCCGCGAACCGCAAGGUCAUGGAAUCAAAAUACAAACAGCCAUCUCCCAAACGUGAUAUCACUCAAAAGACUGCAGACAAACCCAAAGUAAAACGAGAACCUAUUUCACGGAGACCGAGACCUCUAGCUUCACCAGUAAAGGGAAUGAAGGCUAUGAAAAGUCCAACGAAAUCUAUUAAAUCAGUAAAAGUGGACUCCAAACUGAAAGGACUUCAGAGAGUUAAUUACGAAGAUAUUCUAAAAGACGCCAAAAAAUCAGACGAGGAUACGUCUAAGUCACUUGAUGAUAUUAAAUUACAAGAAUUAGAUGACAGGGAGGAGCAGGAGAUCGUAAGAGAGAUUGAAGCAGUAUUUAAUAGAGACAGUGAAGCUGAGGAAAAAGUAGAAUUUGUGGGGCGUUCGGAUAUUGAAAAACUCAUAAUAGAUGACACAAAAACGGAAACAACAGCUGAUCCAGAAUUUGAGGAAGAAUACUUAAUCAUUGAAAAAGAAGAAGUUGAUCAAUACACUGAAGAUUCUAUCGCAGAUCAUGAGGCCAGUCAAGAACGUGAAGAUCAAUUACAAAAGCACGUUAAAGACAAGGAAGAGUCAGAGAAGAAAAAAGAUGAUUUCAAAGAGGAGCACGUUGAAGAAAAACAAACAACGGAAUUGAAAACAGAAGUUAAACAGGAAUCAAAGGAACACUCUGUCAGUGUCGAAGAAAAACAAGAUCACAGUAGUGAAAAGAAAACUUCAGAUAGCAAAAAUGGUGCUGUCAAACUUAAAGAUUCUUUAGACCUAAAUGUAAUGCAGGAAUCACAGGAAAAAAUAUCUACUACUAUCGAAUCAGGGGCAACCACAGCACCAACUUUACCUGAAGAUGAAAGAAUAACUCUUGAUGAAAUUAAGGAAGAUCAACAAGUAGAAGAAAAACAUAUCAAAGAAGAAACGAAAGAAGUACUUCCUCCACAAACGCUUGUAGAUGUUAAGGCAAAGAGUCCAAAAUUAGAAGCCAUACCCGCACCAUUGAGGGAAAUAGUUAAAACACCAGACGAAGUCGCUGACUUGCCUUUGCACGAAGAAGUAGAUUACAGGACAUACGAGGAAAAGAAAACCCCAGUUGAAGAAAACAUAUUUAAAAGGAAACCAGAUGUUGGUUUCGUUCACGAAAUUAAAGUACCCAAGGAUCUGCCUCUUCCGACCGAAGCUUUAACUUCCAUCAAAGGAAGUCAACACGAUGUGGUAUUAAAAACAGUAGAGCGUCCAUCCCAUGCUGAGCUGGUAAUGGUUACACCAGGAUCAGCACCAGAAUCACCAAUGUAUCCAGAACCGAGUAAAGUUCCGACUAUUAAAGAACUAGAACCCGUCAAAGAGUACGAUGACACGGAUUUCAACUAUGGCCAAUUCACUGGACAACUACGAGAAACUCACAUAACUACUGUAGACUCGCCUAUAAAAGAUGAAAUAGUUAUUGUGGAAGAGAUUAUCGCAGACAAAAUACCUGUAAUACCUGAAGAUGUGGAAAAAGAAAUUGAAGAAGCACGUAAAUUGGAAGGCAUCGAUAGGCCUCCUUUAAGCCCUAAGGACGUAGAAAAGAUUGUUGCUGAUGUUGCUGAAGUACUCAAAUCCGAUAAGAGUUUAGAAGAAAUUAUGGCUGAAAAGUCCCCAGUAAUGCUUCAGAAGUCUCCUGAACACUUGUUUAAAACAGAUACGAUAAGAAGUGCUAUUGAAGCAACAAAGCAGUUAAUCUCAAGUGAGACAGCCCUUAAAGAAGAAAAACAGAUAGAGACUAAACAAGAGACUGCUGAUAUGGUUAAAGAGCUUUCCCCUGCACGAUCAAUUGCAUCUGAAGAUUUAAGUGAGGUUUCAGAUAAAACCGUUCUCAGUGAAGGCAAGCGGGCUAAACGUGAUAUCAAAGAGGAUACAUAUGACCAAGAAAAAUCAAAGGAUAUAACUAAAGUAAUAAAGGAAACAGUACAAGAAUCAGUCGAAACAGAUGAGCAACAAGAUGACAUUGAGCACGUCAUAGAAGAAAAAUCGGAGAAAAGGCUUAGCGUUUCUUUAGAAACAGCAAAAACGCUAGAAAAAUUAGAAGAGCGAAUGGCUGAUUUAAAGAAAAAGGAAGAAGCAAUAUCACAAAAAAUACUUUUUGAUAAAAAACGGACUAGUACUGAUUACCUCGAAAAAGACAUUUUCGAAGAAAGUGUAACAUCCAAAAAGUCUGCCAAAGACAUCGCAACAAAGUCAGAUGAAAAAGUGCCAUCUUCGGACGUAGUCGACUUUGUCGCGAGCCAAGAGACGAAAAAAUUGCAUGAUGAGAUCAUAUCUACUGAGAAAGAAAUAUCCAGUGAAGUAAAGGAACAAAUGAAAACAUCUACUUAUGAGCAUGAGGUUCACAAAAAUGGCGUAUCUUCAACUGAUCAUUACGACAUAAAGACGACGUUCGACGAAACUCAAAAGAGCCCUGAAAUACAAAAAGAUAUGCAAGAAGUUCAAGAAAAGUUAUUUGAUAAAAAAUCUACUCAAUUGGAUAGCAAAGAGGUUCAAAAAUCUGUUGUUGAAGAAACCGUCACCAUCGAUAAAAACAUUCUCAAAUCUGAUAAUCUUCUCAGCAAGGUUCACUUAAAAGAACCCAGUCCAGAGAAGGAUGAUCAGAGUAUAGUCGAAGAUAAGGCAAAAGAAGAUCAUUUUGCUAAAGUAGGUAGCACUUAUAAAGAUUUAACUGUUACAGAUAAGACCAAAACUGCACAUAUACCUGAUGAUGUAACUGUCACAACAGCUGAUGUGCAUGAAAGUCACAAGGCAGAAAUCCAAAAUGGACACAAAGAAGAAAAAGAGACACUGGAUAAAGAACAUAGUCCACUUUCGUUAAAGGAAAGGAAACUUUCUCUUGACAAGGAAAAAGAUGAUACUGAAGAAUCUCACGACGAAAGCAAAUCAAGUAUCAUUGAAACAGCGACUAAAGUAGUUAGCGAGAUAUCCAGUCAAAUAUUCGAAAAAACUGACAAACUAUUAGAAAAGCACCUCCAUAUAACGGCUGAAACUUCUGACAAACUUGAUGAAAAGCAAGUAAGUAUAGAAAAGGAAAUUCAGCCAGAGGUGUCGAUCGAUGGUGAAAAAAUCCGAAGCAUAUCCAAACGAGACAGUGUAACUGAAAAGGGUAUAGAUGAUGAAAUACACGAAAAGCACACAACUGACUUGUCUAAAUCCCUUGAAACUAGUAUAAGUAAAGAAGUUAUCGACAUAACUUCAAAGGGACUAAGCAUUGAGAAGAAGUCAGAAAUUACGGAUGGCAUCCUUAAAUUACAUGAAAAACUGAGUCCCGAAAAAGAAGACAAAGAAGAAGACGUCACAUCCGACGAACUUACAGAAACAACGCCACUCUCAGAUAAACCCGAAAAGGACCUCAGCCCGCAAAAACUCCAGACUGAAGUUAUCGACAGCCUAGAAACAGAACUAAAUCUGGCAGACAAACAUUCUUCAUUGGACAAGGCACCCAGCCCAGCCUUAUCUGAAAAAGCCCCAUCUGAAAAAGCGCUUAGCCCAGUUCCAUCUGAGAAGGCUCCCUCUGACAAGGCACCUAGCCCAGUACCGUCUGAGAAAGCCCCAUCUGAAAAAGCGCGUAGCCCAGUACCAUCAGAAAAGGCCCUCUCAGACAAAGCUGCUAGCCCAGUACCAUCUGACAAGGCAUCUAGCCCUACAUUAUCGGAAAAAACACCUUCAGAACGGGCUCCAAGCCUAGUUCCAUCAGAAAAGGUACCAUCUGAGAAGGCCCUAUCUGACAAAGCUGCUAGCCCAGUGCCACCUGAGAAGGCCCUAUCUGAAAAAGCGCCUAGCCCAGUACCAUCUGAGAAGGCAUUAUCUGACAAAGCGCCUAGCCCAGUGCCAUCUGAGAAGGCCCUAUUUGACAAAGCUGCUAGCCCAGUGCCAUCUGAGAAGGCCCUAUCUGACAAAGCUGCUAGCCCAGUGCCGUCUGAAAGAGCACCAUCUGAAAAAGCGUCUAGCCCAGUGCCAUCUGACAAAGCACCUAGCCCUACAUUAUCGGAAAUAGCACCUUCAGAACGGGCACCGAGCCUCGUUCCAUCAGAAAAAGCGCCUAGCCCAGUGCCAUCAGAAAAGGCCCUAUCAGACAAAGCUGCUAGCCCAGUACCAUCUGACAAGGCACCUAGCCCUACAUUGUCAGAAAAAGCACCUUCAGAACGGGCACCAAGCCUAGUUCCAUCAGAAAAAGCACCAUCUGAAAAAGCCCCAGUACCAUCUGAUAAGGUUCUAUCUGACAAAGCGCCUAGCCCAGUACCAUCUAAGAAGGCUCUAUCUGACGAACCGCCUAGCCCAAUACCAUCUGAGAAGGCUCUAUCUGACAAAGCGCCUUGCCCUACAUUAUCGGAAAAAGCACCUUCAGAAUGGGCACCAAGCCUCGUUCCAUCAGAAAAGGCACCAUCUGAUAAAGCAAUAAGUCCUACGCCAUCAGAGAAAGCGCCUAGUCCAUCUUUGUCAGAAAAGGCCCCAUCAGAAAGAGCACCAAGUCUAGUUCCUUCGGAAAAGGCACCUAGCCCUACACCAUCUGAUAAGGCCCCAUCGGAGAAAGCUUCAAGUCCAGUGCCGUCUGAAAAGGCCCCAUCAGAGCAGGCUCCAAGCCCAGUACCAUCAGAUAAGGCACCUAGCCCUACAUUAUCGGAGAAAGCGCCUUCUGAACGGACACCCAGCCUUGAUCCUUCAGAAAAGGCACUAUCUGACAAAGUAGUAAGCCCAGUUCCAAGUGACAAGGCCCCAUCUGGGAAGGCACAAAGCCCGGUACCGUCUGACAGAGCACCAAGUCCAACAUUAUCAGAAAAGGUACCAUCUGAUCGCGCACCAAGCCUAGUUCCAUCUGAGAAGGCUCCAAGCCCUACUCCAUCUGAAAAAGCCCCAUCCGAGAAGGGUCAUAGCCCUACACCGUCUGACAAGGCCCCAUCUGAGAAGGCCCCAUCGGAUAAGGCACCAAGCCCGGUACCGUCUGAGAAAGCUCCAUCUGAGAAGGCACCAAGCCCGACUCCAUCUGAAAAGGACCCAUCGGAGAAGGCUCAUAGCCCUACACCGUCUGACAAGGCUUUGUCUAAGAAGGGCCCAAGCCCAGUACCAUCAGACCAGGCUCCAUCUGAGAAAUCAUCAAGCCCGGUACCGUCUGACAAAGUGCCUAGUCCAACAUUAUCUGAAAAGGCACCCUCUGAAAGAGCACCAAGCCUAGUUCCUUCAGAAAAGGCACCAAGCCCAGUACCAUCUGAAAUAGCCCCAUCGGAAAAGGCACCUAGCCCAGUACCGUCUAAAAAAGCCCCAUCUGAGAAGGCACCUAGCCCGGUACCGUCUGACAAAGCGCCAAGUCCAGCAUUGUCUGAAAAGGCAUCCUCUGAAAAAGCAUUAAGUCUAGUUCCUUCGGAAAAGGCACCUAGCCCAGUGCCAUCUGAUAAGGUCCCAUCUGAGAAGGCACCAAGCCCUACACCGUCUGACAAGGCCCCAUCGGAGAAGGCUUCUAGCCCAGUGGCAUCUGACAAGGCUCCAUCGGAGAAGGCUUCUAGCCCAGUGACAUCUGACAAGGCUCCAUCGGAGAAGGCUUCUAGCCCAGUGCCAUCUGACAAGGCUCCAUCGGAGAAGGCUUCUAGCCCAGUGCCAUCUAAGAAGGCAUCUAGCCUAGUGCCCUCUGAAAAAGCCCCGUCUGAGAAGGCACCAAGCCCAGUACCAUCUGACAAGGCCCCAUCUGAGAAGGCACUCAGCCCAGUACCAUCUGAAAAGGCACCUAGUCCAACAUUGUCUGAAAAGGCACCGUCUGAGAGAGCACCAAGUCUAGUUCCUUCAGAAAAGGCACCUAGCCCAGUGCCAUCUGACAAGGCCCCAUCUGAGAAGGCACCAAGCCCAGUACCAUCUGACAAGGCUCCAUCUGAGAAGGCACCUAGCCCAGUACCGUCUGACAAGGCUCCAUCUGAGAAGACACCGAGCCCAGUACCAUCUGACAAGGCCCCAUCUGAGAAGGCACUCAGCCCAGUGCCAUCUGACAAAGCGCCUAGUCCAACAUUAUCUGAAAAUGCACCUUCUGAAAGAGCGCCAAUUAUAGUUCCUUCUAAAAAGGCACCUAGCCCAGUACCUUCUGACAAGGCUUCAUCUGAGAAGGCUGUUAGCCCAGUACCAUCUGAGAAGGCACCAAGCCCAGUACCAUCUGAAAAGGCACCUAGUCCAACAUUGUCUGAAAAGGCACCGUCUGAGAGAGCAUCCAGUCUAGUUCCUUCAGAAAAGGCACCUAGCCCAGUGCCAUCUGACAAGGCCCCAUCUGAGAAGGCACCAAGCCCAGUACCAUCUGACAAGGCUCCAUCUGAGAAGGCACCUAGCCCAGUACCGUCUGACAAGGCUCCAUCUGAGAAGGCACCAAGCCCAGUACCAUCUGACAAGGCUCCAUCUGAGAAGGCACCUAGCCCAGUACCGUCUGACAAGGCUCCACCUGAGAAGGCACCUAGCCCAGUACCGUCUGACAAGGCUCCAUCUGAGAAAGCACCUAGCCCAGUACCGUCUGACAAGGCUCCAUCUGAGAAGGAUUCUAGCCCAGUGCCAUAUGAAAAGGCACCAAUCCCAGAGCCAUCUGAAAAGGCCCCAUCUGAGAAGGCACUUAGCUCUACACCAUCUGACAAGGCCCCAUCUGAGAAAGCAAUAAGCUCUGCUCUAUCUGACAAGGCACCUAGCCCAAUACCCUCUGAUAAAGUCCCGUCAGAAAAGGCACCUAGCCCCACAUUGUCAGAAAAGGCACCGUCUGAAAGGAAAGCAAGUUUAGCACCGUCAGAAACGGUGCCCAGUCCAGUACCAUCUGACAAAGCUCCAAGUCCAGUACCGUCUGAUAAGGCCCCUUCAGAAAAGGCCCCUAGCCCAGCUCCCUCAGAAUUAGGUCUGUUGGAAAAGGCAUUAAGCCCUACACCAUCUGACAAGGCUCCAUCAGAAAAGGCAGCUAGCCCCACAUUAUCAGAAAAGUCACCCUCGGAAAGGGCACCAAGUCUAGCACAUGCUGACAAGGUCCCAUCUGAUAAGGCUCCAAGUCCAGUUCCAUCUGCUAAGGCACCUAGCCCUACAUUAUCAGAAAAGGCACCGUCUGAGAGAUCACCUAGCCUUGUUCCUUCAGAAAAGGCACCUAGUCCGACGCCUUCCGAUAAAUCUAAGAAGGCUCCAUCGGAAAAGGUAAUCAGUCCAAUACCAUCGGAGAAGGCUCAUAGUCCGGUUCUAUCGGAGAGGGCUCCAUCUGACAAAGCGCCUAGCCCCACUCUGUCAGAAAAAGCUCCAACUUCCAGAGCGGGAAGCUUGAUUUUAUCAGACAUAGCUCCUAGCCCUACGCCAUCAGACAAAGCACCUUCUGAAAAGGCCCCAUCAGAAAAGGCGGCUAGCCCAGUGCCAUUAGAGAAGGCCCAUAGCCCAGUACCAUCAGAAAAGGGCACAUUGGAAAAGGUUCCUAGCCCAGUUCCAACUGAGAAGGCUCCUUCUGAGAAAGCACACAGUCCAGUACCAUCUGAGAAAGCAAUUAGCCCGACUCUGUCAGAAAAAGCUCCAACUUCCAGAGCGGGAAGUUUGAUUCUGUCAGACAUAACUCCUAGCCCUACGCCAUCAGACAAAGCACCUUCUGAAAAGGCCCCAUCAGAAAAGGCGGCUAGCCCAGUGCCAUCAGAGAAGGCCCAUAGCCCAGUACCAUCAGAAAAGGGCACAUCGGAAAAGGUUCCUAGCCCAGUUCCAACUGAGAAGGCUCCUUCUGAUAAAGCACACAGUCCAGUACCAUCUGAGAAAGCAAUUAGCCCGACUCUGUCAGAAAAAGCUCCAACUUCCAGAGCGGGAAACUUGAUUUUGUCAGACAUAGCUCCUAGCCCUACGCCAUCAGACAAAGCACCCUCUGAAAAGACCCCAUCAGAAAAGGCGGCUAGCCCAGUGCCAUCAGAGAAGGCCCAUAGCCCAGUACCAUCAGAAAAGGGCACAUCGGAAAAGGUUCCUAGCCCAGUUCCAACUGAGAAGGCUUCUUCUGAGAAAGCACACAGUCCAGUACCAUCUGAGAAAGCAAUUAGCCCGACUCUGUCAGAAAAAGCUCCAACUUCCAGAGCGGGAAGUUUGAUUCUGUCAGACAUAGCUCCUAGCCCUACGCCAUCAGACAAAGCACCUUCUGAAAAGGCCCCAUCAGAAAAGGCGGCUAGCCCAGUGCCAUUAGAGAAGGCCCAUAGCCCAGAACCAUCAGAAAAGGGCACAUCGGAAAAGGUUCCUAGCCCAGUUCCAACUGAGAAGGCUCCUUCUGAGAAAGCACACAGUCCAGUACCAUCUGAGAAAGCAAUUAGCCCGACUCUGUCAGAAAAAGCUCCAACUUCCAGAGCGGGAAGUUUGAUUCUGUCAGACAUAGCUCCUAGCCCUACGCCAUCAGACAAAGCACCUUCUGAAAAGGCCCCAUCAGAAAAGGCGGCUAGCCCAGUGCCAUUAGAGAAGGCCCAUAGCCCAGAACCAUCAGAAAAGGGCACAUCGGAAAAGGUUCCUAGCCCAGUUCCAACUGAGAAGGCUCCUUCUGAGAAAGCACACAGUCCAGUACCAUCUGAGAAAGCAAUUAGCCCGACUCUGUCAGAAAAAGCUCCAACUUCCAGAGCGGGAAGUUUGAUUCUGUCAGACAUAGCUCCUAGCCCUACGCCAUCAGACAAAGCACCUUCUGAAAAGGCCCCAUCAGAAAAGGCGGCUAGCCCAGUACCAUCAGAGAAGGCCCAUAGCCCAGCACCAUCAGAAAAGGGCACAUCGGAAAAGGUUCCUAGCCCAGUUCCAACUGAGAAGGUUCCUUCUGAGAAAGCACACAGUCCAGUACCAUCUGAGAAAGCAGUUAGCCCGACUCUGUCAGAAAAAGCUCCAACUUCCAGAGCGGGAAGUUUGAUUCUGUCAGACAUAGCUCCUAGCCCUACGCCAUCAGACAAAGCACCUUCUGAAAAGGCCCCAUCAGAAAAGGCGGCUAGCCCAGUGCCAUUAGAGAAGGCCCAUAGCCCAGAACCAUCAGAAAAGGGCACAUCGGAAAAGGUUCCUAGCCCAGUUCCAACUGAGAAGGCUCCUUCUGAGAAAGCACACAGUCCAGUACCAUCUGAGAAAGCAAUUAGCCCGACUCUGUCAGAAAAAGCUCCAACUUCCAGAGCGGGAAACUUGAUUUUGUCAGACAUAGCUCCUAGCCCUACGCCAUCAGACAAAGCACCCUCUGAAAAGACCCCAUCAGAAAAGGCGGCUAGCCCAGUGCCAUCAGAGAAGGCCCAUAGCCCAGUACCAUCAGAAAAGGGCACAUCGGAAAAGGUUCCUAGCCCAGUUCCAACUGAGAAGGUUCCUUCUGAGAAAGCACACAGUCCAGUACCAUCUGAGAAAGCAGUUAGCCCGACUCUGUCAGAAAAAGCUCCAACUUCCAGAGCGGGAAGUUUAAUUCUGUCAGACAUAGCUCCUAGCCCUACGCCAUCAGACAAAGCACCUUCUGAAAAGGCCCCAUCGGAAAAAGCGGCUAGCCCAGCUCCAUCUGGGAAGGCUCCUAGUCCGACAUCGUCUGAAAAAGCGCCAACUUCAAGAGCAGGAAGCUUGAUUUUGUCAGAUAUAGCUCCCAGUCCAACGCCAUCAGACAAAGCUCCUUCUGAAAAGGCCCCAUCGGAAAAGGCGGCUAGCCCAGUGCCAUCAGAGAAGUCCCAUAGCCCAGUACCAUCAGAAAAGGCCACAUCGGAAAAGGCUCCUAGCCCAGUGCCAUCAGAAAAGGCACUAUCAGAGGAGGCUUCUAGCCCAGUGCCAUCAGAGAAGGCCUAUAGCCCGGUUCCAUCAGAAAAGGUACCAUCAGAGAAGGCUCAUAGCCCAGAUCCAUCUGAGAAGGCUCCUUCAGAGAAAGCACACAGUCCAGUACCAUCUGAGAAAGCAAUUAGCCCGACUCUGUCAGAAAAGCUCCAACUUCCAGAGCGGGAAGUUUGAUUCUGUCAGACAUAGCUCCUAGCCCUACGCCAUCAGACAAAGCACCUUCUGAAAAGGCCCCAUCGGAAAAAGCGGCUAGCCCAGUUCCAUCUGGGAAGGCUCCUAGUCCGACAUCGUCUGAAAAAGCGCCAACUUCAA
Leguminivora glycinivorella is the source of this 12271-nucleotide messenger RNA. Its product is annotated as microtubule-associated protein futsch. Gene Ontology annotation, cellular component: synapse; dendrite; microtubule. The record is from RefSeq and is a predicted model, not a curated record. Lineage: Eukaryota; Metazoa; Arthropoda; Insecta; Lepidoptera; Tortricidae. The coding region runs from base 32 to 12133 and encodes 4033 amino acids. The transcript has 8 exons. Gene Ontology annotation, biological process: microtubule cytoskeleton organization; axonogenesis; dendrite development. Gene Ontology annotation, molecular function: actin binding; microtubule binding.